AUGGGCAUAUUCUUCCGGAAUCGCGAGGAGGACCUGGCAGACCCUGAUUUGAGGGCGUCCCGUUAUUUCUUAUUUAAAAACAAACAAACGAAGGAGAACAAACUCAAAAUUGCCGAGAAAAAGUACGGAUACACCUUAGGCGAGCUGCAUGCGUAUAAACACUUGAUGAUACCGCCACGAAUGCCCGACCGCAUGCAGCAGGCCAGGCCCGAGAUGGCUUAUGCCUAUCAUCAGAUUCAGAAACUCGUUGAGGCUGAGGUGUACGAACAGCAGACAGAGAACCACUUCGCCACGAAGCCCACACAGGCGGCUAACAGAAGCUCGUCCCUCAAAGCCCUCGGCACCGAAGCGCCUUCAACUGCUGCCCUUGGCGCCGACACCGUACCAGCAGCUUCUUCAAAGGCGAGGAACCCCCUUUCUGAAGAAGGAGAUGGGUCCAGUGGCCCUGCCACGGUGGACGAGUCCUGCGUCAAGUGCCUCGGCUAUUACUUGGCAUUAGACCGAUGCGUUCGAGCGGUGUCCAAGCAAGACGAAAAAAACCGGAUCUACAAGCAUACCCGUCUUCAUGCUUGCAAGCCACACUGGAUUUGGUUUAGCAGAUGCACUGCCUACCGGGACCGGCAACUGCUCAGGGAGAUCCACUCAUGGGAGGCGGAGCACUUUGCGUCCUUGGGGACUAAGGAAAGGGAGGAAUACGUAGAGCAGCUGCGCGGCACGAAAAGGUAUCUCGAAUACGCGGCGGCCCGUUCUCGUGAUGACGUGGAUGUUGUGAGGUUGAAGAGAGAAGCGAGCCAUAUUAUAUCUCGAUUAGACAAGCUGAAUGGACGGCGGCUGAGUGGCGAAACACAGCAAAGUUGCUGUAACCGUAAGCAGCAGCAAGCCGAGCUGUAG
Molecule: messenger RNA, 891 nt
Organism: Eimeria acervulina
Lineage: Eukaryota; Apicomplexa; Conoidasida; Eucoccidiorida; Eimeriidae
Exons: 6
Coding region: 1-891 (296 amino acids)
Source: RefSeq, a predicted model, not a curated record